CGGCGUUGGGCAGGCGGCACCAUGCGGCGGGUGCUCGGCACGCUGGGCUGCUGCCUGGCUCUGCUCCUCCUGCUGCUGCCCGACACGCGUGGCAUCCCACGCCGCUUGCGCCGGCAGCCGCUGGGCAGGCACGGAGCGGCAGACUCUGCCUGCAAGAACCGUCCCCUCGACCUCGUCUUCAUCAUCGACAGCUCCCGCAGUGUCCGACCCGAAGAGUUUGAGAAAGUGAAAAUCUUUUUGUCCGAAAUGAUCGAUACUCUGGAUGUUGGUGAAAGAACCACCCGUGUGGCAGUCAUGAAUUACGCCAGCACUGUCAAGGUAGAGUUUCCCCUCCGGACCUACUUUGAUAAAGCCUCCAUGAAGGAGGCCGUGUCUCACAUUCAGCCCCUGUCUGCUGGCACCAUGACUGGCCUUGCCAUCCAAGCUGCCGUGGAUGAAGUCUUCACUGAGGAGAUGGGCACCCGACCAGCCAACUUAAACAUCCCCAAGGUGGUCAUUGUUGUGACAGAUGGACGGCCGCAAGACCAGGUUGAAGAUGUGGCAGCAAACGCCCGCGCGGCUGGCAUUGAGAUCUACGCGGUGGGGGUAGGCCGUGCUGACAUGCAUACCCUGCGGCAAAUCGCAAGUGAGCCGCUGGAUGACCACGUCUUUUAUGUGGAGACCUACGGUGUGAUUGAGAAGCUGACAGCCAAGUUCCGAGAGACGUUCUGUGCUGUGAAUACGUGUGCACUUGGGACCCACGACUGUGAGCAGGUCUGUGUGAGUAACGGCGGAUCCUACCUCUGCGAUUGCUAUGAAGGCUACACUCUGAAUCCAGAUAAAAGAACUUGCUCAGCUGUGGAUGCGUGUGCACCUGGGAGGCAUGAAUGCGAUCAGAUCUGUGUGAGUAACAACGGAUCCUAUGUCUGUGAAUGCUUUGAAGGCUACACCCUGAAUCCAGACAAGAAGACUUGCUCAGCCAUGGACGUGUGUGCACCUGGAAGGCAUGACUGUGCCCAAGUCUGUCGGAGGAACGGUGGAUCCUACAGCUGUGACUGCUUUGAGGGAUUCACUCUGAAUCCAGAUAAGAAGACUUGCUCAGCUGUUGACAUGUGUGCACCUGGAAGGCACGACUGCCAGCAGGUCUGUGUGAGAGACGAUCUGUUUUAUACAUGCGACUGCUAUGAAGGCUACGUCCUGAAUCCAGACAAGAAGACUUGCUCAAGAGCCACAACGAGCAGUCUUGUAACAAAUGAAGAGGCCUGUAAGUGUGAAGCUAUAGCUGCACUGCAGGAUUCAGUCACCUCACGCCUCGAAGCUCUGUCCACAAAACUAGAUGAAGUGUCUCAGAAGCUGCAAGCCUAUCAAGACACACAGCAUGUUGUCUGAGCCAGCGUCCUACCCACCUCCAAGAUGAUCCUUCAUAAGCAGUUCUUUUUAUUGUGUUCAGCAAGCUUUAUUUUGUUGCGCAGCUUACAGAAGAGCAGUUGGUUGUUAUUACUGGCAAAUGUCAACAAGGCUUCAGGAAGACAACAGUCUUGAAAGUACAGUGACCCUGAGGGUCUUCAUGUACAUUCAUUUUGUAACCAUAAAGCCACCUAUUCCUGCUUUGGUCUGUACUGUAAGGAGUACAGCAGGUACUUCUGUUCUGCAGUAACUGCAUUUUUAUUGUCUUAUUUAAAAGAAAUACAGGAAAAAAAGAAUGGGUACAGUAUUCACUCAUAUAAAGCUGUGAAAUGGCGAGGCAGAGUGUAAGUGUACCUAUGGAAUCUGUCCAUUAAAAGGGAAAGCAAUCUAUGGUCUUGUAACUUAUUUUGAUAAAAUAAAGUAUGAUCAAGCACACUGA
This is a messenger RNA of Coturnix japonica (Japanese quail), 1825 nucleotides long. RefSeq names its product matrilin 3 (gene MATN3). Gene Ontology annotation, molecular function: calcium ion binding. Lineage: Eukaryota; Metazoa; Chordata; Aves; Galliformes; Phasianidae. The record is from RefSeq and is a predicted model, not a curated record.